CAAGGCCAAGGGCGGACUGACAACUCAUGGGGCCCCCGGGCAAUAGGGGAUCAUGGGGCCCCUGUGUCCUUGCCCAAACUCAAAAAAGCCUAUGAAAAAGGUACCAGGGGCAUCUCGUGGGGCCCCCUACUGACCCCGGGCCCUCGGGCAGUGCCCGAGUUUACAAAUGGUCAGUCCGCCCCUGCUCAAGGCACCCCUGAAGAAACCUCAAGGCACCCCAGGUGUAAGUUUAACAAAUGGCCACAAGAUGGUGAUAACGUUAAAUAAAGUAUAAAGUUUUAUUUUUAUUUUAUUUUAUUUGUAUUUUAAAUGUGAUAUUUCUUUUUGAA
Molecule: messenger RNA, 329 nt
Organism: Staurois parvus
Lineage: Eukaryota; Metazoa; Chordata; Amphibia; Anura; Ranidae
Source: the annotation of a GenBank genome assembly